Messenger RNA from Boleophthalmus pectinirostris (great blue-spotted mudskipper), 1046 nucleotides. It is a transcript of the gene tnnt1, whose product is annotated as troponin T type 1 (skeletal, slow). Bases 16 to 936 code for a protein of 306 amino acids. Gene Ontology annotation, cellular component: troponin complex. Gene Ontology annotation, biological process: slow-twitch skeletal muscle fiber contraction; regulation of muscle contraction; sarcomere organization. Gene Ontology annotation, molecular function: troponin T binding; tropomyosin binding. The transcript is spliced from 19 exons. Lineage: Eukaryota; Metazoa; Chordata; Actinopteri; Gobiiformes; Gobiidae. The record is from RefSeq and is a predicted model, not a curated record.
AUCUUUCUAAUCCACAUGUGGCCCUGGCCCUGCAGCCAUGCUCACAGUUAUUCUGCCAUGUCGGACGUUGAAGAAGAAUAUGAGGAGGAGCAGGCAGAAGAAGAGCCAGAGGAAGAGGCAGAAGAGCAAGACAUCUUGGAGGAAGAGCAGGAAGACCAAAUAGAAGAGCAAGAAGACCACUUAGAAGCUUCAGAACAACACACCCAAGAAGAUGGUGAUGAAGACGCACAUGAGGAAGAUCAAGAUGCCCAGGAGGAAGAAGAGGAACGCCCCAGACCCAAACCUUUGGUUCCUAAUUUGGCCCCUCCGAAGAUUCCAGAAGGAGAGAGAGUGGAUUUUGAUGACAUCCACAGAAAGCGAAUGGAGAAAGACCUGACUGAGCUGCAGACUCUGAUAGAGGCACACUUUGAGCAGAGGAAGAAGGAUGAGGAGGAGCUCAUUGGACUCAAGGACCGGAUUGAGCGCCGCCGGUCAGAGAGAGCAGAGAUUCAGCGGGUGCGGGCAGAGAAAGAGAAGGACAGGCAAAAUAGGAUUGCUGAGGAGCGCCACAGAAAAGAGGAAGAGGAGGCCAAGAAGAAGGCAGAUGAUGAUGCCAAGAAGAAGAAAGUGUUGUCUGGAAUGUCCAACUUUGGGGGCUUUUUGGCAAAGGCCGAGCUGAGGAAGGGCAAGCGUCUGACAGGAAAAGAGAUCAAGAAGAAGACUUUGGCCGAGAGACGACAGCCACUGGGCAUUGACAACAUGAGAGAGGAUGCACUCAGGCAAAAAGCCCAAGAGAUGUGGGAUUGGAUCUAUCAGCUAGAGUCUGAGAAGUUUGACUACAUGGAGCACAUGAAGCAUCAGAAAUAUGAGAUUGUGGUGCUGCUGAAUAGAAUCCAACAUGCCCAAAAAUUCAAAAAGGUCCAUGGCAAAGGGAAGGUUGGUGGUCGCUGGAAGUAAACAACAGAGGGAGAAUUGACUCUUAAAUGUUAGAAAAGACUAUUGGAAAUAACAACUUAUGGUAGAUAUUUGUGACGGUUUCUAGUAAUAAAUAAUAUGUAAUAAACAAA